Molecule: messenger RNA, 1545 nt
Organism: Oncorhynchus tshawytscha (Chinook salmon)
Lineage: Eukaryota; Metazoa; Chordata; Actinopteri; Salmoniformes; Salmonidae
Product: proline-rich extensin-like protein EPR1
Exons: 2
Coding region: 1-1545 (514 amino acids)
Source: RefSeq, a predicted model, not a curated record
AUGGGGGCCGGAAGCCCCCAUCGUCUUCACUCCCCACUUCUCCCCUCGUCCUCACCCCCCUCUUCCUCACCCCCAUCGUCUUCACUCCCCCACUUCUCCCCUCGUCCUCAAACCCCCUCUUCCUCACCCCCAUCGUCUUCACUCCCCCACUUCUCCCCUCGUCCUCACCCCCCUCUUCCCCACCCCCAUCGUCUUCACUCCCCCACUUCUCCCCUCGUCCUCACACCCCCACUCUUCCUCACCCCCAUCGUCUUCACUCCCCCACUUCUCCCCUCGUCCUCACACCCCCUCUUCCUCACCCCCAUCGUCUUCACUCCCCCUCUUCCUCACCCCCAUCGUCUUCACUCCCCACUUUUCCCCUCGUCCCUCACCCCCCUCUUCCUCACCCCCCAUCGUCUUCACUCCCCCACUUCUCCCCUCGUCCUCACACCCCCCCCUCUUCCUCACCCCCAUCGUCUUCACUCCCCACUUCUCCCCUCGUCCUCACACCCCCUCUUCCUCACCCCCAUCGUCUUCACUCCCCCACUUCUCCCCUCAUCCUCACACCCCCUCUUCCUCACCCCCAUCGUCUUCACUCCCCCACUUCUCCCCUCGUCCUCACACCCCCCUCUUCCCCACCCCCAUCGUCUUCACUCCCCCACUUCUCCCCUCGUCCUCACACCCCCACUCUUCCUCACCCCCAUCGUCUUCACUCCCCACUUCUCCCUCGUCCUCACACCCCCCUCUUCCUCACCCCCAUCGUCUUCACUCCCCCUCUUCCUCACCCCCAUCGUCUUCACUCCCCCACUUCUCCCCUCGUCCUCACACCCCCUCUCUUCCUCACUCCCCAUCGUCUUCACUCCCCCACUUCUCCCCUCGUCCUCACACCCCCUCUUCCUCACCCCCAUCGUCUUCACUCCCCCACUUCUCCCCUCGUCCUCACACCCCCUCUUCCUCACCCCCAUCGUCUUCACUCCCCACUUCUCCCCUCGUCCUCACCCCCCUCUUCCUCACCCCCAUCGUCUUCACUCCCCCACUUCUCCCCUCGUCCUCACACACCCCCUCUUCCUCACCCCCAUCGUCUUCACUCCCCCACUUCUCCCCUCGUCCUCACACCCCCUCUUCCUCACCCCCAUCGUCUUCACUCCCCCACUUCUCCCCUCGUCCUCACACCCCCUCUUCCUCACCCCCAUCGUCUUCACUCCCCCACUUCUCCCCUCGUCCUCACACCCCCUCUUCCUCACCCCCAUCGUCUUCACUCCCCACUACUCCCCUCGUCCUCACACACCCCCUCUUCCUCACCCCCAUCGUCUUCACUCCCCACUUCUCCCCUCGUCCUCACACCCCCUCUUCCUCACCCCCAUCGUCUUCACUCCCCCACUUCUCCCCUCGUCCUCACACCCCCUCUUCCUCACCCCCCAUCGUCUUCACUCCCCCACUUCUCCCCUCGUCCUCACACCCCCCCCUCUUCCUCACCCCCAUCGUCUUCACUCCCCCACUUCUCCCCUCGUCCUCACACCCCCCUCUUCCUCACUCCCCUCUCCUAGGUGGCUGACAGAAGGAUAA